AUGGCUGAUGAGAACAGCGUCUCCUUCAAAUUCCAUGUCAGACUCACAUCCGCCUUUUCUAUCAAGUACAAGGAUAAGAAUGACCUCUACAAGAAGUUCUUGAAGAAGGCAAAACGACAUGGUUUUCCUGUUAAGGGCAAAUUCUAUGGCUCCAAUCUCGACGGCGACAUUCGUGUGAUAAGGAACGCUGAUGAACUCUUGGCUACUCUUGAAGAUCAUUACAAGCAAAAGUCUACUUUCCGUGCCCGUCAAGUUUGA
Messenger RNA from Cylicostephanus goldi, 258 nucleotides. Lineage: Eukaryota; Metazoa; Nematoda; Chromadorea; Rhabditida; Strongylidae. The record is from the annotation of a GenBank genome assembly.